Molecule: messenger RNA, 13036 nt
Organism: Gorilla gorilla gorilla (western lowland gorilla)
Lineage: Eukaryota; Metazoa; Chordata; Mammalia; Primates; Hominidae
Gene: CCDC57
Product: coiled-coil domain containing 57
Exons: 20
Coding region: 1766-4759 (997 amino acids)
Biological process (GO): centriole replication; microtubule nucleation; positive regulation of mitotic cell cycle
Cellular component (GO): centriole; spindle microtubule; centriolar satellite
Source: RefSeq, a predicted model, not a curated record
CCGACUGACCCGGUCGCUGUGGCAACGCGGCGGGACCGGGCAGCGCUGCUGGCUGGCGUUCGGGUAUUUCUGGAAAACUCAAACUGUUUUUCCUCUGCUCUGAUACCACAAGAACCAUCAGCACAGAGGAAGACUUCUGUGAUCAAAUGUGGCGGGAGAGGGAGGUUUUCACCAGCACAUGAGCAGUCAGUUCUGCCGCAGACUCGGCGGGUGUCCUUCGGUUCAGUUCCAACACCGCCUGCCUGGAGAGAGGUCAGACCACAGGGUGAGGGCUCAGUCCCCAAGACAUAAACACCCAACAGGUCCACCCCGACUGCUGCCCAGGCAGAGCUGAUUCACCAAGACGGGAAUUAGGAUAGAGAAAGAGUGAGUCACACAGAGCCGGCUGCGCGGGAGAACAGAGUUUUAUUAUGACUCAAAUCAGUCUCCCCAAGCAUUCGGGGAUCAGAGUUUUUAAGGAUAACUUAGUGUGUAGGGGGCCAGUGAGUUGGAGAUGAAAGCGCAGGGAGUCGAAGGUGUCCUUUUGCGCCGAGUCAGUUCCUGGGUGGGGGCCACAAGAUCGGAUGAGCCAGUUUAUCAAUCCGGGGGUGCCAGCUGAUCCAUGGAGUGCAGUGUCUGCAAAAUAUCUCAAGCACUGAUUGAUCUUAGGUUUUACAAUAGUGAUGUUACCCCAGGAACAAUUUGGGGAAGGUCAGAAUCUUGUAGCCUGUAGCUGCAUGACUCCUAAACCAUAAUUUCUUUUUUUUAUUUUUUUUUAUUUUUGAGACAGGGUCUCACUCUGUCACCUAGGCUGGAGUGCAGUGGUGCAAUCACGGCUCACUGCAGCCUCAACCUCUUAAGCUCAAGCGAUCCUCCCACCUCAGCCUGCCUGGUAGCUGAGACUACAAGCGACGCCCCAGUUAAUUUUUGUAUUUUUGGUAGAGGCAGUGUUUUGCCGUGUGGCCCAGGCUGGUCUCGAACUCCUGGGCUCAAGUGAUCCAGCCUCAGCCUCCCAAAGUGCUGGGACAACAGGGGCCAGUCACUGCACCUGGCCCUAAACCAUAAUUUCUAAUAUUUUGGCUAAUUUGUUAGUCCUACAAAGGCAGUCUAGUCCCCAGGCAAAAAGGGGGUUUGUUUCAGGAAAGGGCUGUUACUGUCUUUGUUUCAAACUAUAAACUAAGUUCCUCCUAAACUUAGUUCGGCCUACACCCAGGAAUGAACAAGGAGAGCUUGGAGGUUAGAAGCAAGAUGGAAUUGGUUAGGUCAGAUCUCUUUCACUGUCUGAGUUAUGAUUUUGCAAUGGUGGUUCAAAGACUGCCCGCUUCUGACACCAGUCGCGAGUCCUGGCCUCCGGAACUUCUGACUGACCACUGGCUUCAAGUUGGGGUUCCCACAACCCCCUCUUUGGGUUCGAUUGAUUUGCUGGGGUGACUCACAGAACCCAGGGAAACACAUACGUGUAAAAGUUUAUUAUAAAGGGUAUUACAGAGGAUACAGAUGAGGAGAUGCGUAAGGGGAGAUAUGGGGGAAGAGGCUUCCUGGAGGACCCCCCCCCCACACCCCACCCACCACUCCCCAGGAACCUCUCCACACCCUGUCCUCUUGGGUUUUUAGGGAGGCUUCCUGAAGUCAGCAUUCCUUCCCCCAGGGUAGAGGGUGGGAGCUCUGGGGAGGAUCUUAUGACCUACAAUGGAAAGUCAGGUGAGAGUGGAGACCUGGAAGGAUUCUGUUUCCUGAGGCCUGACACGCCCAACAUUGCAACAAAAGACUGUGACGUGUGAGAGUGAUGAGCCAGGAACUGUGCAAGAAAACCAUGAUGUGUCAUUAUACCGCAACAGCGGCCACCAUGCUGCCACUGGGCUCAGAGCCAGCCCUGAAUGAGCUGCUGCUUCGCAAGGAGGAGGAGUGGAGGGCGCUGCAGGCACACCGCACCCAGCUGCAGGAGGCGGCUCUGCAGGACACACGGAGCCAGCUGGAGGAGGCGCAGGGGAAACUGCGGUGCCUGCAGGAGGACUUUGUCUACAACCUUCAGGUGCUGGAGGAGCGGGACCUCGAGCUGGAGCGCUAUGACGCCGCCUUCGCCCAGGCCAGGGAGUGGGAGGAGGCCAGGCGGGCAGAGGUGAGCGAGCUCAAGAUAGAGGCGGCUAAGCUGAGGCAGGCGCUAGCCAGAGAGGCCAGGAAGGUGGAGGAGCUGCAGCAGCAGCAGCAGCUGGCAUGCCAGGAGCAUCGCCUGGAGCUGGAGCGCGUCCACAGUGACAAGAAUGGUGAGAUUGACCACCACCGGGAACAGUAUGAAAAUCUAAAAUGGACACUGGAGAGAAAACUUGAGGAGCUCGACGGUGAGCUUGCUCUGCAGAGACAGGAACUGCUGCUGGAGUUUGAAUCGAAAAUGCGGAAGAGGGAGCACGAAUUCCGUCUGCAGGCUGACAACAUGAGCAACACAGCCUUGUCCCGGGAGCUUAAGGUUAAACUACUGCACAAAGAGCUGGAGGCUCUGAAGGAAGCCGGGGCAAAGGCUGCAGAGAGUCUGCAGAGGGCAGAGGCCACCAACGCUGAGCUGGAGAGGAAGCUCCAGAGCCGAGCCGGGGAGCUCCAGGACCUGGAGGCCAUGAGCCGCGCCCGGGUAAAGGACUUAGAGGAUAAACUUCACUCUGUGCAGCUAACCAGGAAGAAGGAAGAGGAAACAUUUAAGAGGAAGCAUGAGGAGCUCGACCGUCUGGCCAGGGAGAAGGAUGCGGUGCUGGUGGCGGUGAAGGGAGCCCACGUGGAACAGCUGCAGGAGCUGCAGGCCAGGGUUCUGGAGCUGCAGGCCCACUGCGAGACCCUCGAGGCACAGCUCCGCAGGGCAGAGUGGAGACAGGCUGACACCGCCAAGGAGAAGGACGCUGCCAUUGACCAACUUCGUGAAGAUGCAUCAACUGUAAAAUCUGCCUGGGAUGCUCAGAUUGCUCAACUAUCUAAGGAGAUGGUCUCCAGAGACCUUCAGAUUCAGACGCUGCAGGAAGAAGAGGUGAAGCUCAAGGCACAGGUGGCCCGAUCCCAGCAGGACAUUGAAAGGUACAAGCAACAGCUGUCCCUGGCAGUGGAAAGGGAGCGGAGCCUGGAGCGUGAUCAGGUGCAGCUGGGCCUGGACUGGCAGCGCCGCUGUGACGACAUUGAAAGGGACCAGAUCCAAAAGUCAGAGGCCCUGAUUCAGGGUCUGACCACGGCAAAAAGUCAGGUUGCUGCCAAGCUGCAGGAGACAGAGCAGGCGCUACGGGAGCAGGAGGUGGUGCUGAAAGCCGUGACCCUGGAACGAGACCAGGCCGUGCAGGCCCUGAGGAUGCAUGGGAUCCCCGGACCAGGGGCACAGAUGCUUCUCAGGCAGCAUGAAGAAGAAAUAAGUAAAGACUUUCCAUCCAGUGAGAUCCAGCGGCUCCGAGAGCAGAACACAAGCUUGCGAAACGCGAUUGCCCAGAUGAGGAAAGAAAUGGAGGCUCUAAGCCAUCAGAUUCCUCCUCCCGUCCAGACAGCGGCAGAGAGCACAGAUGCAAACCAGCCUGACCCAGAGGCUGGGGGAGAUGCCGCCACUCCUGAUUAUGUUCUGGCCCUUGAAGCAGAAAUACGAACUCUAAAGCAUAAGUUUAAAACUCUGGAAAAGCAUCUAGAAGAUGUGUUGGAUCCUUUAAAGAUGUCCUCACCUCAUGCUGAGUCUCAGCCCAGCGUCCGCACCUCAACAGAGACGACUGGAGGGUCUCCCCAAGCUGGUCAAGCCGGAGGGUCUGUCCAAGCUGGUCAAGCAGGAGGAUCUGUCCAAGCUGGCCCAGUAUCCUCUGGACUGGCACUCAGGAAGCUUGGGGACAGAGUGCAGCUCCUAAACCUGCUGGUGACACGACUCAGACAGAAGGUGCUGCGGGAACCCCUGGAGCCGGCCGCUCUCAAGCGUGAGCUUCCCCGUGAGGUGGACCAGGUACACCUGGAGGUUUUGGAGCUGCGGAAGCAGGUGGCUGAGCUGGGGAAGCAUCUCAGGAUAGCCCCGCACGGGGGAGUGGAGCCUUCAGGCAGGAAGCAGCCCCCAGCCUCGGACGCCGUGGCCCUUGGGAGAGAGGGCCUCGCCAAGAGAGGGCCUAUGGAGGCCGAGGACCAGGGGGAGCUUUUCCUGCACCUCCGGUCAGUGGCACGUGCCCCCCAGACCUUAUCUAUGCACCGACUCCAGAGAAAGCUGAAGGAGGCAGCCAGAAAAAUCAUCAGCCUCCGCCUGGAGAAAGAGCAGCUCAUCGAGAUGGGGAACAGGCUCCGUGCAGAGCUGGGCCGACCCGAAAGGUGGCUGUUGCACCACGCCCUCCCUCCUGCCCCUGAGGCCCGGAAGCCAGGCGAGGAGCCCAGGAGGCCUUUGGAUCGCAGCCCACCUUUGGGACAGGUGCAGCCCCAUUUUACAGCUCAGGACGCCAAGAGUGCCAAGGAUGAGGCUCCUUCCAGACACCUGGGAAAGCACCAGCCCCGCUCAGCACAGGUGGGCAGCAGACUUGACGCCCUGCAAGGCCCGAAGACACAACACAGCAUCCACACGGCGACCUGUAAAUCACCUCGGCAGAAAGAAGACAGGUCCCCAAAGCCACCCCAGGCUCCCGAGCACCCUGAGGAGCAUGGUCGCCAAUCCCACAGCUCCUCCUCCUUUGCCAGUGGCACCCUCCAGGACACGUGGAGGUUGCUAGACCUGGGAUCCAGCCCUUCUGGUGUCACCUCCCGGGGUGACUCAACUCCAGCGCAGCACUGUACACCCGGGCGCAUGCUGACUUAGAAUGGAGCACCGUACACCCGGGCGCAGGCUGACUUAGAAUGCAGCACCGUACACCCGGGCGCACGCUGACUUAGAAUGGAGCCCAGGUGAGACGCGCGGGCAUUGGUGCACUUUAGACGGCCCUGCUCCUGGGGAAGAGCCAGGUCGACCCCAGCGAUGCUCCCGGGGAAGAACCAGGCCGACCCCAGUGAUGCUCAGCCUCACGGGCCAGACAAGUGUCAGCCACAUCCUCAUCCUCGUCCUGCUUUGCUGCGCGGACGUUGCUGCCCUGAGACUCUUCUCUGCACCUAAGUCAUAGGCCUGGUAAACUCAGCAGGUCACAGUGCCAGCUCCUGCUACUGGUCUCAGGAAGUUUUCAGAAAAGUCUGUUUGAAGGGUGCACCUUGUGGGGACUGCAUGGGUCUGUGAUGUAGCGAGAAGGGUGGAGGGAAACAGAUGCUGCUUCGAGGCAGCUGGAGUUGCGGGACGUGUGAUGUGGUUGGGGCGGGAGCGUGCGUCCUUCCUGUGUGCCUGCAUGGAGGGCGUCCCCUUCUUACCUUACAGCUUGUGUCUUCCGUCAUGAGGGUGUGCCUCAUUCAUUUAAUCAUUCUCUCCUUCAUGCGCAUUUUAGGCUAUUUCCAGUCCUUUACCGUCACAGAUACUGUUAGAAUGGUAACCUCACAGGCUGCAGUGUGUGUGUGAAAACACACGUGUACGUGCCCCAGGGGCUUGCGUAGUCAAGGCUGCCCGCGCGCCACGUGUGGUGGACAGCAUCGCCUCAGCCUCCACUGCCCACCCAGAGGCUGCUCCCAGCAGCAGUGUCUGAGAGUCCUGUAGCCACACGGAACUUUUGCCGGUGGCAGCGGGAGUGGCAUCAGCGCCUCUGCUGGGAGGUCGUGCAUCUUCAUGUGUGUUUAGGAGCCACUUCCUUUCCCUGUUCUUCAGUUACCUGCCCAUUUGUAUAUUAGAUUGUGGUCUUUCUUAUUGAUUUGUAGCAGCUCAUUAUAUGUGAUAGAAAUUAGGCCUUUUUGGUGACAACAGUUUAAAUGUUUUCUCCCAGUUCUUCAUGUUUUUAAAUGUUUAUUAUGGUGUUUUUUUAUGUUCAUAUUUUUUAUUUUUAUGUAAUCUAAUGUCCUUGUUUUUUAUCUUGUCUGGUUUUUUUUUUUUUCCUUUGAGAUGGAGUUUUGCUCUUGUUGCUCAGGCUGGAGUGCAAUGGCGCGAGCUCAGCUCACUGCAAGCUCCGCCUCCCGGGUUCAAAUGAUUCUCCUGCCUCAGCCUCCCCAGUAGCUGGAACUACAGGCACCCACCACCACUCCAGGCUAAUUUUGUAUUUUUAGUAGAGACGGGGUUUCACAAUGCUGGCCUGGCUCGUCUCGAACUCCUGACCUCAGUUGAUCCGCCCACCUCGGCCUCCCAGAGUGCUGGGAUUACAGGGGUGAGCCACCGUGCCUGGCCAGAACCACUUCUUAUUAACCCUCAAAGUGGCAAUGGCUCCCAGUUUUCCAUCGCUCACGCUUCCCACGUAUUCGGACUCCCACCUUUGUCAUGGUGCUAAAUGUUCCAUGUGCGUUUGGAGCUAUAUCCGGACGGUUCGUUCGGCCACUCUCAGUCUGUUCACAGGCAGUUCCAUUGGGUCAGAAUCAGUGUCACUUCCUGGUCCUUUUACAUGUCUGGCUGAUAUAGGAUCUCCUCUUUAUCCUUCUCUCUCAGGGUUUUCUUGGUUAUUUGCACGUAUUUGUUUUUUCUUUUUUCUUUCUUUUUAAAUUUAGUAGAGAGUGGACUGGAGGCAGUGGCUCGUGCCUAUAAUCUCAGCACUUUGGGAGGCUAAGGCAGGUGGAUCAGUUGAGGUCAGGAGUUCAAGACGAGCCUGGCCAACAUGGUGAAACCCCAUCUCUACUAAAAAUACAAAAAUUCACUGGGCCUGGUGGCGCAUGCCUGUAAUCCCAGCUACUUGGGAGGCUGAGGCAUGAGAAUCACUUGAACCUGGGAGGUGGAGGUUGCAGGGAGCUGAGAUUGCACCACUGCGCUCCAGUCUGGGUGACGGAAUGAGACUCUGCCUCAAAAAAAAAAAAAAAAUUUAGUAGAGAUGGUGUCUCCCUAUGUUGCCCAGGCUGAUCUCAAAUUCCUGGGCUCAGGCGAUCCUCCCGCUUCAGCCUCCCAAAGUGCUGAGACUGCAGGCGUGAGUCACCAUGCCUGGCCUUUUUUGUAUAUAAUUUUUAGACUUGGCUUGUCUGAGUCUGGUUCCCCCAGCCCCUCCCCACAAACACUAUUGUAAGUGUUCUUAGGAUUGACGCAGCUUCCCUUCUGCCUUAGGAAGGAAUGGGGUUGUGUGGCUUCCGUUCCCCGUGUGCUCCAGUGCUGGCAUCACGAAUGUGGCGCGUUUCUCUCUGUCUUCCACGCAGCCGCGUCCCACUCCGUCUUCCUGACCCUCCCACCUGCACUCCGUGGCUCUCCUCUGUGCUCAGGAUUCUUAGGGGCACCGCCUCCUUGCGUUUUUAAUUCACCACAAAACAUUUUGUCCAAAUUUUCAUCAACUCAAUGGAAAGUUCUUCUGGAGACGUUCGUGCUCAUUCGUUUGCUUGUUUCCUUUCUCCUUUUCUCUUGGAGCACUUUUGUUUCUUGGCUCCCCCUCAUUUUUUUUUUCUUUUUCUCUUUUUAGAGACAGUGUCCCGUUCUGUCACCGAGGCUGGAGUGCAGUGCGGCAAUCUCAGCUCACUGCAGCCUUGACCUCUUGAGCUCAAGUGAUUCUCCCACCUCAGCCUCCCAAGUAGCUGGGACCACAGGGACACGCCACCAUGCUCAGCUAAGAUUGUUUUAGUUUUUUGUAGGGACAAGGUGUCGCUCUGUUGCCCAGGCUGGUCUCGAACUCCUGGGCUCAAGUGAUCCUCCCACCUUACGCUCUCAAAGUGCUGGGAUUACGGGCAUGAGCCACCGUGCCUGGCCUCAUCUUUAGAACAGAUGAAUUUUUACUUGACUAGCUAUUUGAAAAAGUUUGUAUGGAAAAUGAAGCCAGAACCAUCUUCCAGCCCAGCAGAGUCAUGUUGUUGAUUUUAGCUUUAAAUACAAGUCUCCACCUAUCAGGCUUUUAACAGCUGAUACAGCUUCUCUCUUCCCUUUCCCCACAGAUACUGCACUUUGCAGAUAGGGCCUGUUCUGUUCCUGGUUCACUCUCCCUCCUCUCUUCCAGGAACGGAACAAGGUCAGGGAAGCACUUGCUGCCAGCCCAUGUUCCUACUCCUGAAACAAGGAAUUAGGUCCUACCCUCAGGGCGUGCCCUUGCCUUUGAGAAAUGCCCUCUGCUCUUUCUGGGGUCUGUCACGAGGCAUCUGUAUGUCUUUGACACAGCCCUUGCCGAGUUCCUGCAGCCUUUGGUAGCCCCCACCACCACCACCAAUUCUAGCUCUUAGUUUUAAUGAAAAUGAAGUUUGCAUUUUUGCUUUUCAUUAUCUUUUUUUUUUUUUUUUUUUGCUUUUGGAUGAUUUACAAGGAUAGUGGAGGAGUGCUAGCUUCUUGAUGCCUUCUUCAAGUCUGAAAUCUGUCUUGUUUUCUGAUCAAUGCAGCCAAAGAAAUGCAUAUUCCUCCAAGCAUUGCUUUGCUUUAACCAUGUCUCAUAAAUCUCAACAUCCUCAUGUUUCCCUUGUCUUUCCCUUGCAGGACUUAUAACUCAACUCAUUUUGCUUUAACUUAAAUGGAAUUUUUCCUUAAGUUUCUAGAUUUGUGGAAUUUUAUUUUUUUGUCUGUUACUGAUUUCUAAUAUUUUUACAUUCUGGUCAGAGAAUUAAAUUACUAUGAUGUUAACUCUUCUGAGAGGGAAAUAGUUCUUAAACUACAAUUAUCAAUCUAUCUGUUUUUGUCAAUUGUUGCUUUAUGUGUUUUGAGGUCCACUGUUAGGCGCAUACAUGUUUAGGUUUUUUGCCUUCUUGAUCUUUUCCUCCCUUUACCAGUAUGUAACAUCCCUCAUAACCCCUCAUGUUGUAUUUCACCAAAAAACCUAUUUUGUCUCACAUGAAAAUUGCUAUAGGCCGGGUGGUGGCUCACUCCUGUAAUUGCAGCAUUUGGGGAGGCUAAAGUGGGAGGAUCGCUUGAACUCAGAGGUUCCACACCAGCCUGGACAAUGUAGUGAGACAUCAUCUCAAAAAAAAAAAAAAAAAAAAAAGGGUCGGGCACACUGGUUCAUGCCUGUAAUCCCAGCACUUUGGGAGACAGAGGCAGGAGGAUCACUUGAGCCCAGGAGUUCUAGGCCGCAGUGAGCUGUGAUUACACACUGCACUCCAGCCUGGGUGAGAGAGCAAGACCCUGUCUCUACCAAAAAAAAAAAAAAAAAAAAGUUAUUAGGAGGGAAGGAGUGGUUAAACUGUGCAGUGGAACGCUACAGGUAGGUCCAGGUAGGUCCAGUUAGGUCAGGACAGAGAAGCAGCCCCUGCUUUUUUGCAAGUUGAGGGUCACUGGUGGUCUUAAGUGUGGUCUCAGCGGGGUAGUAGAGUUUUCAUUCAAUCCUUCCUGGCUUGGGGAGAGGAUGGGAGGUGGGAUGGACAACAUAUCCAAGAAACUUUGCUCUGAAAAUCAGCAGUGAAAAGAGGCCAUAUUUAUGAAGAUGUGGAGUCAAGAGGGGAGGCUCACAAGCUGUCAUGUAAAGCCUGCCGGUAGGCAGUGGGAAAUGGGAUGACUCGGGAGAGAAGUCCUGGAGGAGGCAGGGGAAGGGGCUCGGUGCCCGUGUGCAGGGCUGGCCUUUAAUAGGACAGAGGCAGAGGUGGGCACCGAAGCCAGAAGGUUGAUUGCAGCCAGUGCUGUGCACUUGCCCAGCCUGCAAGCUGACAAGCAAGCCUGGCGGGAGACAGGAGGCUCCUGGGUCAGAGACCAAGGGCUCUGUCCACAUAGCAGACAGCUGGGCAGGCAGUGGCUGCAGGUGCAGUGGGUGUGCAUCUCAGCUGAGGAACCCAGGCCUGGGGACCGAGUCCUAGAGCAACCACAAGCACCUGCCCUCCGAGUCCUAGAGCGCCACAAGCACCUGCCCUGGGCCUGAGGCAGAUGCUUGCUCCGACUUCUGAGCUGCUUGCUGGACAGACGCCCUUGCAAAGGGUCUGCAGCAGUGGCCAGGGCAGCCUCCACCAUGCGGGAGUGCACAGGCCCCAGGGAGGCUGUCUGUGGUCCCAGCAGCUGGCCUGGUGGUGGGAAACGGUUCUGGCAGAUUCCUUUCAUUUCCUGUUACGUGCUCAGCAUCCAGGCUGAGAGCCCGAGGCCGGCCACAGGCUCUGAAGGAGGAAGGAGCGGUGUAGGAGGCUUGAGAAAGCGGGUUGUAAAGUGGUGGGUUGGCGCCUCAGGAAGCAGAUCCGGCAGAGUGUGAAGAGGGCCACCAAGCUCUCUGUGAGACCAGGGAGCUGGUGACCACAGGAGUCACCUGGGGCCGAGGCCGUGCUGCAGGAAGGAGCGUUCCUGACACAGCGGCACACGUCCACCGAGGCUGAGAGUGUGGGUGGCCUGGGAGGGAAGGCGGGCUGGUGUGGAUCAGUCAAGAUGCUUUUAGCUACAAGUCACAGGACAGGAUAUGAAAGUGACGUGAACCAGAGCUUCGCGGCCUUUAGCUCCUCGUGGUAACUGUGGAAAAUGACACGCUUCGCUAAAAUAAGGAGAGAACUGAGGGGUCCGUAUCCUGAGUGCCCAAAAUGGUCUCAGCAGGCGGCAUGCACGGCCCCAUGGCAGGACGCACUGACUGAGGCCCAGGAGCUCAUCGGAGCCCUCAGUCCCAGGUCAACGGGCCUCAGGUGGCCCCUCUGGGAUUCUCUUUUCUCCUAAUGGCUCCGCAAUGGCUGCAGACACUCCCACCAUCCCCUGAGAAGGCCAAAAGGUGAAGGGCCUCUCUCUCCUGAUUCUUUUUCUUUUAAUCAGGGAGGGAGAAGCUGCCCAGAGCCCUCAGCAGACCUGCUGUCCAUCUCCUGGCUGUGGGGGUCAUGUUGCCUCCCUAUGACCCGGCUUUAGGAGCCUGUCUUAACAGAGUCUUAGACCCUGAGCCCUGUGAGUGAGGUCAUGUCCUCGAGAGCCUGCUGCCUGCAGCUCAGUAGCACUGGGGCCUCUUGGCAGGAAAGCUGGGGAAGCACUGGGGGCCUCAGCAGGUGGAGGAGGUGGCCAGAUGCAGGCCCUGCCAUGCCCCUGCCUCCCUAGGCUGAGACAGGGUGGCUGGUAUUUAUUUUUUCUUUAUUAUUUAUUUUAGAAACACGGUCUCACUAUGUUGCACAGACUGGGCUAGAACUCCUGGCCUCAAGCAAUCCUCCUGUCCCAGCCUCCUGAGUAGCUGGGAUUGCAGGCGGGAGCCACCAUGCCUGGCAACGGCUGGUAUUUCUUAGCAUCGGUGUUGCAAUUAAAAAGCAAGCAAGAGGCCGGGCGCGGUGGCUCAUGCCUGUAAUCCCAGCACUUUGGGAGGCCGAGGUGGGUGGAUCACUAGGUCAGGAGAUCGAGAACAUCCUGGCUAACACGGUGAAACCCUGUCUCUACUAAAAAUACAAAAAAUUAGCCGGGCGUGGUGGCGGACGCCUGUAGCCCCAGCUACUCGGGAGGCUGAGGCAGGAGAAUGCUGUGAACCCGAGAGGCAGAGCUUGCAGUGAGCUGGCAUUGCACCACUGCACUCCAGCCUGGGCGACAGAGUGAGACUCCAUCUCAAAAAAAAAAGCAAGCAAGAAAGAUACAUUUCAGCAUAAGUCCAUGGGGCUUUUGAUUCACCCUGUGAAGGAUUUAGGAAAAGACUAAAGUGGUUCAUGCAGUUGAGUUGUUUAAUGAUCUGCGAAGUAUCUUGAUGCUUUCCUUGUGUUUUGAAUAUUUGAGCAUGCUUAACUGAAUUAUCUGUGUGAUAUUUUUACUUCAUGUAAGAAUACUUUCCUUAAAACCUUGGAAACUGCGUUGGUGAAGUAAGGGGUGCCACUUAAGGGCACCGGGUUUCUGGUUAAGAUGCGACACUGCGCCCUCCAGUGCGCCGACACUGGGACAGAGCGCAGCUCGGCAGUCGCUCGCCAGACAAACAGUCUGAAAGCUCCAUUCUAGAAACGGAGAGGAAGUUUCCUCCUCUUUUUUAAACAUGUUCCAUGCAUUGUGGGUAACAGAGUAUGCACACUACACAGUCAUGAUUGGAGUUUAAAGUAAUAAUGUUGCCAGGCACAGUGACUCAGCCUGUAAACCCAGCACUUUGGGAGGCUGAGGUGGGCGGAUCACUUGAGCCCAGGAGUUCAAGACCAGCCUGGGCAACAUCUCUGCAAAAAAAAAUAAUAAUAAUAAUAAUAAUGAAAUGAUACUGAAAUAGUUAACAAUUUAGUGGCAUCUAAAUUAAUGACAUGAACAACUAUUGUAGGAUAUGGUGUUUAGUCACGACGUCACACAGCUGUGUUGAACAGCCAUACUCCUCUUGGACCUGGGAUAGGCCCCGAGCCACCCUCCUGCUCAUGUCCUCAGCCCUGCUUUGCCAACCUAUCCAGACCCAGCAGUCACCCCGUCCCAGGGCACGGCCAACCUCUGAGGCUGGAACAGCUGGCUGGAGUUGGGGCUCCCCCAUACACCCUGGAUGCGGCUCUUUGGAGGAUCCACCUCCAAGCCUAGCCUCCUCUCUCACCUGCAUUUUUAUGACAGCCUCAGAUAGAUAGGUCUCCCACACAGACUGGUGGGGCCCAGCACGUCCAAGCUCAUCUCCCUCCCUUCUUCCCCCAGCUACCUGCACUCCAGCUCCAGCCUGUCUGCACCUAUGGGUGCCCCCCAACCCCUGUGCACCUGUGGGUACCCCACCUGCAGACCUUGCAGCACCUGCAGGCACCCUCCUUGUUUGCCCAGCACCUGCCUCCUCCAAAGGCUGCACAAGAGAUCUGUCCCCCAUCCAGCUUCCUUCCUUCCUGCACCAGCCCCAGGCCAUGCCAUUUUUCUUCCUAAACUUGAUUCCAUCGGUCUGCUUCAGAAUGUCUCUGAGGGCAGGGGCAUGGUCUGCAGGUGGGGUACCCGUAGGUGCACAGGGGUGGGGGGGCACCCACAGGUGCAGGGGCAUGAUCCUUGAUUCCUGUCUGCUCCACAUACAGGGAGAUAACUGGGAGGGAUGGGAGCAUGGGAGGCCCCGAGUCUACAAAACCCAGGAGUCUCAGAAGAUGUUAGUCUCAGAUAAUGCUAGAGAAACUACCAAGCAUUAUCCAAAAAAAUGUUUGAGGCUUAAAAAAAUGACACUUCCUGGAUGGAAGCAUUAAAUAUACAAAGGCAGCAGUUUUCUCCAAAGUAAAGUAAUCUGUAGUGUCAUUCUAAUCAAAAUACGACAUAAUUUCUCACCACCCCCAC